GUUUUUUCUGAUGGCCAAGCGGGCACAACAGCUACCCCUCAUUCUGUUUGAGCCGCCAAAGCCAUCAUGAUGAUGAUAUAAAAGCAAUAUACAGCAUAUUUCCCCGUCGAUAAAUCAAUAUACAAAACUCCCAGUUCGCUCAAUCCACAAACCACCACCACCAUCAUGGCCUCUUUCCCCGCCUCCUACGACGCGUCCUCCCCCAACGAAGUUGCUCCGCCGCUGCCCUCGGCCCCGGCCAUCGCCAUCGGCCCCUCCUCCGUGCUCCAGCCGCCGCUCUCCCGCCGCGGCGCCGGCCCAGGCCUCAUCGCCAUCCUCCCCAGCAGCUCCUCCGUCGCGCCACGGCCCGCCACCGUGCAGAAGCCACUGGACCCGGAGCCGCUGCAGAAAUGGGCCGAGGAGGGCUUCGCCGUCGUGGCCAUCACGCUGCCGGCCAACGAGAUGGAGGAGCUCACCGGCGACGACGCCACCGUCUCGGACGUGGUGAACCAGAUCAGAGAGGGCGUCGAGGCGCUGAGGGCGCAUGACAAGGUCGACACAAAGGACAGGUUCGGCCUCAUCAUCUACGACGAGGUCAUCGUGCCGUCGCUGCUGCUCGACGCCGAGCGCCUGCAGCAGCAUGGCAUCGCCGGCAUCGUCACCUUCUCCGAAAGCGCCCCUGACAGCACCGCCGCCUCCAUCCUCCCGCUGCUCUCUCACACCAGCAUCCCUCCACCACCACCCAGCUUUGAGGAAGAAGACGGCGGCAAAAGCCCCGAAGACGUCAAGGUGCACUCUUACCCGGGCACGACGCCUCACUUUGUCCUGCCGUCUGCGGCGGCCUACGACAACGCUUCUGCCAGCAUGGCGCACACGCGGAGCUUGGUGUUCCUGCGGAAGCAUCUCGGCGGCCCUCACUUUGAUCUCGAGGCCAUCUGGGAAGAACACUGCUACUGGGAGUUUGUGGGACGAAGCGUUGCCAAAACCAUGGCCACCAUGGUGGCGGAGCCAUAUGUGAACCAUGUUCCUACCAUGACGGGAGGUGUUGGUCGCGAGAAACUAACCGCCUUCUACCGCGACCACUUCAUCUUCUGCAACCCCCCGGACACGACUCUCAAGACAGUCUCCCGCACCAUCGGCCCAGAUCGCAUCGUCGACGAAUUCAUCUUCUGCUGCACACACACAACCGAAAUCCCCGCCCUCAUCCCCAAAAUCGCCCCGACCAACAAGCCUCUUGCCAUCCCCACCGUCGGCAUCAUCAACAUCCGCGGCGACCGGCUCUACCACGAGCACAUCCUGUGGGACCAGGCCACCGUGCUGCGCCAGCUGGGUAUUUUGCCCACGCAUCUUCCCUACGAGGGCGUUUCGAUCAAGCUGCCGGUUGGUGGUGCCGAGACCGCGCGGUUGCUGCUCGACGAGCGGGAUGGGAAGAGCAAUGAGAUGAUUGAAGGCUGAAAAACAACGAAGGGAAAAAAA
Messenger RNA from Trichoderma asperellum CBS 433.97, 1455 nucleotides. RefSeq lists its product as uncharacterized. Lineage: Eukaryota; Fungi; Ascomycota; Sordariomycetes; Hypocreales; Hypocreaceae. Gene Ontology annotation, biological process: polyketide metabolic process. The record is from RefSeq and is a predicted model, not a curated record.